This is a messenger RNA of Spirodela intermedia, 1856 nucleotides long. NCBI's taxonomy places the organism in Eukaryota, Viridiplantae, Streptophyta, Magnoliopsida, Alismatales, Araceae. The record is from the annotation of a GenBank genome assembly.
AUGGAUGGGAGGGGGAGACCCGGCGUGGAAUCGGGAAUCGGGACGUCGUCGUCGUCUUCUUCCACGAAAUAUUGGACCUUCCUUCUUCCCCUUUCAUGGAGGUUUCUAUAUAUAGACGGUGGUCCUUCUCCCCUUCUCCGCAACGUCUUUCCGUAAAGGCCGCUCCUUCUUUAUUUACACCCCGCAGUGAAUACCCCCGUCCACGGAGAAGGGGGGCGCCGCCACCGCCGACGGCCGUACUUUUGUCGCCGACCAGAGUUUCAUCUUCUUCUCCCUCUCCCAUCCCAAUUUAUCACCUCUCUCUCUCUAACUCUAUGCACUGGAAAUGUAGAAUAAAUACAAGUGGGAACGGUAGAGAGAGAGAGAGAGAGAGAGAGAGAGAGAGAGAGAGGGAGAGAGAGAGAGGGGGGAGAGGAAGGGGAGGAGGGAGUGGUAACUGCGACGGUGGAGAGCGACGGGAUGGUUCUCGAUGGCGACGGGCUGCGGGAAUGGCGAGAGGAGCACGGCGGCGUUGCAGGCGUGGUCUGUAUGGGGGCGGAGCCGCCGUGUGUCCUCCGCUCCCCUCCUCUGGACUGGACCCACAACGGUUGCCGUGGAGCCGACGGGAGCUCUGUAGUUGGGAGCGUGGAGGAGGCUCUGGACAUGUUCUGGGUCGUCGAAGAAGGUGAUGCCGCUGUCAACGGAGGCGUAUCGCCGUCGCUUCCAGUGGGUGGGGAGGCUUCCACUUGGCAGCCCUCCUUCUGUGCGACGUCACCUGCAUUGGGUCUUGAUGUUCUGCCCCCCCGCCACCAUCUUCUCCGGCAACGGCAACUGCAGAGCUCGUAUGGGUACGGGCACAUCACCGCCUCCUGUUGCAGUGGCGGAGGAGUCGAAGGGUCGCCGAUGAGCUCGAUUUCGUCGAACGGGUCGGGGGUCGAUCUGGUGGGCAGAACUCCGGCGGCGGUGUGGGAGGUGGACUUGCAGAGAAGGGUCUCUGAGGUGAAGAAGGCUCAUGACGACGAUGAGCUCGGCGGCCGGCAGCUACUUGUGAGCAGGCCAUCCUCUGAUUACGAGGUACGACCAGAACAUUAAUCGCAGACGAAUCGAAAUUUUCAUGGUACAUUCGAUCGAUCUUGCAGAUGAUCUUCAUUCACUGGUUUUCGAUUUUCCGCCUGCGGCAGAGCCUCGCUGACCUGAACCAGUUCUUCGGCCGCGCUAGCGCGGAGCUCGGAUCCCCCACAACCGGCGCCGAGGAGGAGAUCAUGAAGGAGGACAACGUCAAGCAGUUGCUCCAGAUACUGAGGAUAACCAGCUUUGAGCGAGAGAAGCUACUUGCUCAGAAUGCCCACUCAGGAUUUCUCGAGCAAUCUCCCUCACUUCCUCUUCUCCAUCCAUCGUAUGGAUCGGCGAGAGGCAACGAUGGCAUCAGCCACUUCGAUGCCCUUACCCGGAUGGAUAGUUCUCAAUCCAACGAUGCCUCAUCUCCAGAGGAAUCCUCCCCUUUCGAGUUCGUUCCUUCUCCGGUGCUUUUUGCUGGAGGUGCAGCGAAAAACCCUAGCAGCGGGAUGGCACAUCAUCUUCUCCCCGAACGCGAUGCUGCUUCGGAGACGAUCGAUCACCUCCUGCCGAAGAAAGCUCUGCCGGAGAAGGGGAAGCUACUGCAAGCGGUGAUCGAAGCCGGUCCUCUUCUGCAGACGCUGCUGGUGGCCGGAUCUCUUCCGCAAUGGCGCAAUCCCCCACCACUGCGGCCAUUUCAAAUCCCUCCGGUCUCUGUCAGAGGUCCUAACCAGAACACGGAGUUGGUUCAUCCUUCCCCGAGGCCGUCGCCGUCCGCUUGCACCGGCGGCUACCAGAUCGGCAAACGGCAAAAGCUUUAG